AUGACGAUACAUGGUAUGUUUCGGCGCAUUGUGCGCAAUGAAGCCAUUCACGUUGACCCGCCGGAGAUUUACAACUGGCGAGUAAUCGCCUUGACUGCCUCGGCAUGUUUUGCUGGAGCGCUGUUUGGGGUAGAUGCUGGCAUCAUUGGAGGCGUCCUCGCAAUGCCAGACUUUAAGCGAGAAUUCGGUCUUGACACUCGCCCACCAAAAGCAGCUGCUGACUUGUCAGGCAAUCUUGUCACAACGAUGCAAGCAGGCGCCAUAGCAGGUGCACUUCUAUCAAGUCCUUUCGCUGAUCGCAAGGGAAGAAAACCUGCACUUCUCCUCGUCGCUAUUACUGGGUUUGUCGGAGGAAUCAUGCAGGCAUUUUCGUAUGGUCAUCUAUCUGCCUUUUACAUCGGACGAUUCAUAGAAGGUCUUGGCCUGGGCGCAGGAACAAUGCUUGCGCCAACUUACGUGUCUGAAAAUUCUCCCCGCGCUAUCCGUGGAUUUCUGGUCGGCUUCUUCCAACUUCUUCUCGUACUCGGCGGCAUGACAGCGUACUUCAUCAACUACGGCUCCCUACUUCACCUCCCUGGGAAAGCGACCUGGAUGGUCCCACUAGGAUGUCAGUCGAUCUGUCCAGCUCUCUUGUUCUUCAGCAUGCUUUUCUGUCCCGAAUCACCGCGGUGGCUAGCCUCUCGAGACCAGUGGGAGAAGGCGGGAGCAGUAUUGUCGGAUGUGCGGAAACUUCCUGUAGAGCAUGCGUAUAUUCAGCAGGAGUUGCUUGAGCUGCGAACGCAGAUUGAUCAGGAGCGUGCCAUCAUGAAAGACACGGGAUUUUGGGCUCUUCAGAAGGAAUGCUGGGCGGUGCCGCAGAAUCGGAAGCGUGCCCUUCUUACCAUUGGUAUAGUCACACUCGGGCAAUGGACAGGAACUGGUGCUAUCAACUAUUAUGCCCCAACCAUCUUCCAAGGUUUAGGUCUUAGCAGCACUACUACCGCCUUGUUCGCCCAGGGUAUCUACGGCGUCGUGAAAGUUGUUACUUGUCUAAUCUUCAUCUUCUUCCUGGCUGACUCUCUGGGUCGUCGCAAGUCGUUCAUGUUCGGCGGUGCAAUCCAAGCAUUCUGCAUGUUUUUCAUCGGCUUUUACCUUCGAUUCGGUCCUCCGCCUGUAAAGGACAACCAUCCCCCGCCAGCGGGUAUUGCAGCUCUGGCUAUGGUUUACAUUUUUGCUGCUGCUUUCAACAUGAGCUGGGGUCCUGUUUCGUGGAUUUAUGUCUCUGAGAUCCCAACGAAUCGACUACGUGCAUACAAUGUUGCUCUCGCGUCGUUCACCCAUUGGGUACACAACCUCGCCGUAUCAAAGUCGACUCCUGUGAUGCUACUCCAUGAUCCCUACCGAGCCUACUUCAUCUUUGGAUCAUUCAACUUUUUUAUGGCAAUCGCUGCAUGGUGGAUUCCCGAGACCAAGGGGAUUUCUCUGGAACGCAUGGACGAAGUGUUUGGUACUGCAGACUUUUCCAAUGUUGAGGACGUGGGUAUUGCCGCUCGGCGGGCAAAGAGAAUUGAUGAUGAGGAUGUGGAAGAUGUACAGAUCAACAACAGCAAGUCUUGA
Molecule: messenger RNA, 1596 nt
Organism: Fusarium sp. VM40
Lineage: Eukaryota; Fungi; Ascomycota; Sordariomycetes; Hypocreales; Nectriaceae
Source: the annotation of a GenBank genome assembly